AUGAGCGACGACGGAGAUUCGCGUCUCGAGAUGUUCCUGGCUGUGGUGGAGAAGCUCGAGAUCGAGCUGGAUGAUCCUGUAGAAACGGCAGAGGAAUUCCAGGAUCUUGAAGAGCUUGACUUGUCCGAGAAAGGUUUAACUGAACUACCAGGAGACUUGGUACUUGCUCUACCACCCAACUUGAAGACGUUGGCGUUGGAGAAGAACGGACUCGACCAAUUACCUAAAAUCUUCGGGAGCGAUGCCGCCUCCACGGCUGCGUGGGGACAACUUACUGAGCUUUACUUGCGUGAUAACGAGCUGACAAAACUACCUCCAGCGAUUGGAGAGCUGUCGAAACUUGAGAGUUUGUAUCUGGAAGACAACAAGUUGACGAGUGACGGUAUUCCCAACGAGAUCGACCAGUUAUCUAGCACUUUAGCAGGUCUUUGUCUACAUCGUAACUUGCUCACGACGUUUCCUGUGAGUUUGUGCCAACUUGUUAAACUUGAAGAAUUGUAUCUCGAUGACAACGCACUCGAGGCGCUACCAGAAGAAUUCGGGAUGUUGACAAACCUGAAAGAGCUCGACAUUCUUGGCAACAAACUCACCACGUUGCCGGAUUCCUUCAAGAACUUGCACAAGCUGGAAAUUUUACACGCUGAGCGCAACCAGUUGGUCAAACUACCCAAGCAUUUGGGUGAGCUGCAGGCGCUCCGCAAGGUCUACCUGCAGAACAACUAUCUUACCAAACUGCACGCGUCUCUCGGUCGCUGCAUGAAGCUCGAAGUCAUCAACAUUGAGGACAAUAGGCUGGCGAAAGUUGCCAAGAGAAUCGGUGACUUGCCCAAGCUAAAGCAUCUGCUACUUGCUAACAACAAUAUCACCGAGUUACCGUUCAACCCUGUCGAGAAGAAUCCGAGUUUGCGUCGCCUGACACUGAAGGGCAAUCAACUAUCUCCCGAGAUUCUAGAACUUGAGAAGCAAGUGGCGAUGGCAAAAGUGACAGAAGAGGAGGAGAACGAAGACUAA
Molecule: messenger RNA, 1011 nt
Organism: Phytophthora infestans T30-4
Lineage: Eukaryota; Oomycota; Peronosporomycetes; Peronosporales; Peronosporaceae
Exons: 2
Coding region: 1-1011 (336 amino acids)
Molecular function (GO): protein binding
Source: RefSeq, a predicted model, not a curated record